Molecule: messenger RNA, 1398 nt
Organism: Ostrea edulis (European flat oyster)
Lineage: Eukaryota; Metazoa; Mollusca; Bivalvia; Ostreida; Ostreidae
Exons: 5
Coding region: 69-788 (239 amino acids)
Source: RefSeq, a predicted model, not a curated record
GAGUUAAGUUUGAGAAACCAAACAGGCUUGUGACAGCCAUCUAGAAACAGAAUAUCACAACAACGAACAUGCUUGCUAAGCUUCUCAUCGCUUUCUCCGCCGUGUGCCUCGCUAGUCUAUUGGCCGAGGCGGCUCUCCCUAAACCCCGAUCUCGCUCCUUCGGGAGUCAAUUUCUGGACCAGACUCUGAGACGUCGUGGAGGAAGAGGUCGUAAGCCCGUGACCCCUAAACAGUGCGAGGCUUCCGGUCACGCCGAGAUCGUAAAACCCAAGGACUUCAUCACACCCGGAUGGAAUGAGGAACAAAGAAGACAGAUCAUUGAGAACGUCAGGAUGAACCAGGAAGAAUGGAACAGAAUGCAGGCUUUCAAUCAAUAUUACAAUCCACUGGAUUACAGUGAAUACGGCUACUUCAAGAAGGACACUUACGAGUUUGGGUGUAAAGACGUGUGUAUCCAGAAGAGAGUGCCUGUCUUGGGGGCUUACCUUACUAUUGAGGACCACAAUGGAAUGAACGGUACCUACCCCUGUUAUGUAGCCCCCACCCAGAGGCUCUGGUACACGACCUGUGGACAGAAACUGCCCGAACUGACCGUCAAGAUGAGCCCCGCCUACCAGUGUCUCCCCAAUAUGAUCCAAGAACGUGAGGUCAUCAUGUACUGCCCCGACAUUGUCCCCCAGUGUCGCACCAGGACCUUCGCCCUCCCACAAGCCUGCGAACUCUCUGAGGUUAAAUGUGUAUCCACCGUACCCAAAGGAAACCCCUUCGCUAGAUUCAUGAGAGGCUAAACAAAUAUCUGAUUCUAUUUCAAGAAAGAAAUUAACAUGAUAAUUAUCAAGGAAAUGCUAUUAUUGUUAAAGACAAAAUUCUGAAGUUUCAAGAAAAAAUAGAUGUUUUCAUGUGUAGUGAAAUUUUCACAUAAUUUUUAUUGGGUUUACUUCUUUCUAAAUUUUGUUUGUUAUCGUAACAUCUUGGUUACUUCAAAAUAUCUGGUUCGUAUCUUUUCAAAUGUUUAAAAAUAAUUAUAAAUGUGUUUGUUGAUUGUUGUCAAAAUAUCUCAAUGAUGUAUGUACCUUUGUACCAAUUUAUUGUUACACUUGACUGUGAUAAUAGGGACUUGAAAUGACUGUUAUUUGUUUAUGAUUUGUUUAUAUUUUUUAUAAUUUGUUUAUAUUAUGGAAGCAGAAUUUACCAACACAGUCCACACGCUGUAGUUCAGUAAGUUCUACUUCCUAUAAUGUGGAAUCCAAGGUUGCCAAAUCCUCAUUCUAUAUGUGUAUCAUUCAUCUCCUAUAUGUAAUUGUGUAUACAUGUGCCUGACGCGAGAGAGAUAGAGAGAGAGAGUUAUCUUCUUAUGUGCAAUAUUUUUUGUGCAAUAAAUCUUUUGCAUAUAAAUAA